UCGCGGCGGAGGACUUUGACACAUGUGGUCACUGACUACACAGAGAGGUACAUUAAGUUACCCAGAUGUACGGUUGUUGAGAGAAGCGGAAAAAUAAAGAAAAAAAAUAUUUCUGCGAGAAUGACAGACUUGGGGAUUUCACUGGCACUAUUGGCCACAACAGUACUUCUCUGCGAGGCGACGCGCAUACUGAUCUCGCGCCUGUUCUCUGGCAAGGAUUAUGCGAUUUACCUAGUGGAAAUUGUCUCGACCUACCAGCUCUGUGCAUGUACGCACGAACUCAAAGUCCUGGGCGAAGUUGGCAGAAUCGAACCGCAUAUAGCACUCACACUGACUUUCAUAAUCACGGUGGUCCACGUAAUAACUUUUCACGGGGCGUUCGCCAACCCAAAUGGUGCUAUCGAGAACGUUUACCGCAAGAAUAUCACAGGGAAAACCGCGGUGGCGCGCAUAACUUGUAUGUUUAUAGGUGGGAAAGCAGCGCAGCUCCUCGUGCCCCACAUUUGGUCCUUGGGUCUAUCCGACCACCACCUCACGCACAAAAGGUUCGGAUUUAAAUGCUUCAGUCCCAUCAAUGGGUCCCUGUUGGAGGCCGCUGGUGUGGAGCUGGCUUGCACUUUCGCUGUCCAAGCCGCAGUCCUCCACAUUCAUAAACUAGACGAGAGAUUCCACGCCCCUGUCAUCGCUGCUGUCAUUACGUCACUGGUUUACUCAGGGGGUCAUAUUUCAGGGGCUGUUUUCAACCCAAUCAUGGCCUUCUCCGUCCAGUUCCCCUGCAGUGGACACACCUUCCCGGAAUAUGCUUUUGUCUACUGGCUGGGACCAGUCACAGGCAUGGCAAUGUGCAUUCUGCUGUUUGACAAAAUCAUCCCACUCCUCUCUGGGAAAAGCGAAAUGGGCGUGGGCAUCCCUGUUCUCCAGAAGAAGAAGAUACAGUAACAUGAGAUUAUGGCUUUAGUCCUCUGAGUAGGCUCCUUUAUAUAUGAUGGUGCCAGGGCGGCCAUUAGUAUUUGAUUAUUAUGAUCACCUUAACAUGACUAGGUCUAAGAGCGUUCACACAUACUAAGUCUUAACUUUGUGGUUACUGAUCACAGCACAAGUUCAAUUUAUGCUGCCCUAAAAAAAGGGCCAUAAUAUCAGCUGUUGAUCAGUAAAACAUUUUUACUUAAAUUGAAGAUUUGAUGAAAAAUAUGCUGAGAAAAGGCUCCCUGGACUUUGUCAUUGUGCAAUAUUUUAGUUAUUAGUGCAGGGUUACCUCUAAUGGCAUAACAUGUUCCUGUAUGAACCUAUCCAAAACUGUCAUGACCUCAUGAAUUUAAAUGAACCUUAUACUCUGGAUGACUACAGCAAUGGCAUACAGUGCAUUCAGAAAGUAUUCAGACCCCUUGACUUUUUCCAUUGUUACGCUAACCUUUUUCUAAAAUGUAUUAAAAUUGUUUUUCCUCCCCUCAAAUCUAAAACACAACACCCCAUAAU
This is a messenger RNA of Oncorhynchus gorbuscha (pink salmon), 1476 nucleotides long. Its product is annotated as aquaporin-11-like. Lineage: Eukaryota; Metazoa; Chordata; Actinopteri; Salmoniformes; Salmonidae. The coding region runs from base 121 to 939 and encodes 272 amino acids. Gene Ontology annotation, cellular component: cytoplasm; membrane. The record is from RefSeq and is a predicted model, not a curated record. Gene Ontology annotation, molecular function: channel activity. The transcript is spliced from 3 exons. Gene Ontology annotation, biological process: transmembrane transport.